Molecule: messenger RNA, 1442 nt
Organism: Ochotona curzoniae (black-lipped pika)
Lineage: Eukaryota; Metazoa; Chordata; Mammalia; Lagomorpha; Ochotonidae
Gene: TM6SF1
Product: transmembrane 6 superfamily member 1
Exons: 11
Coding region: 493-1332 (279 amino acids)
Cellular component (GO): lysosomal membrane
Source: RefSeq, a predicted model, not a curated record
CCCCGUCUCCACUAUCUAGACCAGGUCUGGAUGUCAGAGGAGCCAGAAGGCUUGGUCAAGGGAGCCCGUAGCAGUGGUCCCCUAUCGUCGUGGCCCGAGACACCACUGCAGAUGACCGCCGGCUGUGGAAAUUAGAGGAGCGUGGCUGCAGCCCUGGAACUCAGACAUCGACCCAGAAGCUAGAACUAAGGCAACAGAGCCUGGGGCUGCCGAAGUGGUUGAGAUGAUAUCCUGGAGAGGAGGGAGCUGCAGAGAGAAGGUACCAGAAGUCCGUGCUGACAUCCACUUCUUGCCAGUGCACAACUUCUAAGCUCCUGGACAAUCGUAGGGGUGGCUGCUCUCAUCCUGCUCCUGGUGGCCCUGCUGGCUCGCGUCCUCGUCAAACGAAAGCCGCCCAGGGACCCGCUCUUUUAUGUGUAUGCAGUGUUCGGAUUUACCAGUGUGGUGAACCUCAUCAUCGGACUAGAGCAAGAUGGAAUCAUCGAUGGCUUCAUGACUUACUACCUGAGAGAGGGUGAACCGUACCUGAACACCGCCUACGGCCACAUGAUCUGCUACUGGGACGGCUCAGCCCAUUACCUGAUGUACCUAGUGAUGGUGGCCGCCAUCGCCUGGGAGGAAGGUUACAGAACCGUCGGCCUGUAUUGGGUUGGCUCUAUUCUCAUGAGCAUUGUUGUGUUUGUGCCUGGAAACAUUGUAGGGAAGUAUGGAUCCCGAAUUUGCCCUGCUUUUUUCUUAAGCAUACCAUACACUUGUCUUCCCAUCUGGGCUGGCUUCAGAAUUUACAAUCAGCCAGGAGAGCCUUGUAAUUACCCCUCCAAGGUUGUGCAAGAAGCACAAGCGAAGGACCUGCUGCGAAGACCGCUGGACCUCGUGCUGGUCGCAUGUCUCCUACUGGCCACUGGCUUCUGUCUCUUCAGAGGCCUGAUCGCCUUGGACUGCCCGGCUGAGUUCUGCCGGCUGUACACUCAGUUCCAAGAGCCCUACCUCAAGGACCCCGCCGCGUACCCCAAGAUUCAGAUGUUGGCGUACCUGUUCUAUUCUGUCCCGUACUUUGUGAUGGCGCUGUACGGCUUGCUGGUUCCUGGCUGCUCCUGGAUGCCUGACCUCACGCUGCUGCACGCUGGAGGCGUUGCGCAGGCUCAGUUUUCUCACAUUGGUGCUUCUCUUCAUGCUAGAACUGCUUAUGUCUACAGAGUCCCCGAAGAAGCAAAAAUUCUUUUUUUAGCAUUAAACGUAGCGUAUGGAGUUCUUCCUCAGCUCCUGGCCUACCGGUGCAUCUACAAACCCGAGUUCUUCAUAAAAACAAAGGCAGAUGAGAAAGUGGAAUAGAAAGACGCCCGACUUCACAUCCUUCCUCUGCUCCCUGAUUUUGUUACCCUGGUACUGAUACUUUGUCCCAUGGUUCUCCCUCCAUUCCCAAAUACUUAAGACUACACAAA